UAAUUCCCUCAUCCACAAACAAAACCUGUCUGAAAAUUUCUCUGCAAAAAUUAACCAAUAACAAUGGCGGCAAUUUCAGCUUUUGCGACAUGGCUGAUACCGUAUAGUCACUUCAUCUUCUUCACUGUCUCUCUGACACUCAUUCUCCUCUUUGUAAGAAAAUUCAAGUUUCAGCCAUGGUGUGGCUGCCAUGUCUGCCAGGGUUUCCUCACCGCCUCCUGGGCCCUCAAGUACAACAAUCUAUGCGACUGGUACUCCCACCUUCUCGCCCAAUCGCCGACCGGCACAAUCCACGUUCAUGUCCUCGGCAAUGUCAUCACCGCCAAUCCAGACAACGUUGAAUACAUUCUGAGGACCAAUUUUAAUAAUUACCCAAAAGGUAAGCCCUUUUCUGCAAUUUUGGGUGACCUUUUAGGGUUUGGGAUUUUCAACGUCGACGGAGACCUCUGGAAGUUUCAGAGAAAAAUGGCGUGUCUUGAACUCGGCAGCAAUUCGAUUCGAUCCUACGCUUACGACGUCGUCGAAUCUGAAAUUCAGACAAGGCUUGUUCCUAUAAUGUCAGCCGCCGCCGCCGCCGGCCGGACUGUCGAUUUGCAGGAUAUUUUCAGGCGGUUUUCGUUCGACAGUAUCUGUAAAUUCUCCUUCGGAUUUGAUCCAGGCUGUCUGACUCCGACACUCCCGGUGUCGGAAUUUGCCGCCGCUUUCGACGCCGCCUCCAAAUUGUCGGCGGAAAGGGCGGUGGUGACGUCCCCGGUGGUCUGGAAAGUUAAAAGAUUCCUUAACGUCGGAUCGGAGAAGAAUCUCCGGCGAGCAAUCCGAUCGGUCCACGAGCUAGCAGAAAGAGUCAUCAGAAAUAGAAGAGACAACCUCGCCGGCGCCGGCGACGGCGCCACGUCAGCAUCCAACGGAGACCUCCUGUCCCGGUUCAUGUCGACGACCGCCGACGACGUCUUCCUCCGCGACAUCGUCGUCAGUUUCCUCCUCGCCGGUCGCGACACGGUGGCCGCCGCCCUCACCAGCCUUUUCUGGCUGCUUAGCCAAAAUCCACGUGUCACCAAAUUAAUCCGGGAAGAAUCCGACAAGGUAAUCGGCGACGGCGGGGGCCGCCAAUCGGAAAAUUUGAACUUCCGACAGCUUAGAGAAAUGCAUUACCUGCAAGCGGCGGUCCACGAGAGCAUGCGAUUAUUCCCGCCGGUUCAAUUGGACUCAAAAUUCUGCCGGUCCGGCGACGUCCUCCCCGACGGGACGCCGGUCGCCGGCGGGACGAGGGUGACGUACCACCCCUACGCGAUGGGGAGGAUGGCGGCGAUAUGGGGGCCGGACUGUACGGAAUUCCGGCCAGAGAGAUGGAUCAAGGAUGGAAUAUUCCGGCAGGAGUGUCCGUACAGGUACCCGGUGUUUCAAGCGGGGCCGAGAGUGUGUUUGGGGAAGGAAAUGGCGAUUGUGGAGAUAAAAGCCGUCGCGCUGUCAUUAAUCCGGCGGUUCGAUUUUGAGGUGGGUUCGCUGCCGAGUCAGGGCGGUCCGCGGUUCGUCCCCGGUCUGACCGCCACGGUUCGUGGCGGUUUGCCGGUCGUUGUUCGAGAGAGAGAGGAUUAGUUAUUGCACAGGUGAACGCGUAUGAUGAUGGAUCCCGAACUCCCGAUCCGGAUUGAAUCAAGGCCGUUUAUUUUAUGGGUUCAACGUAAUGUACGGUCUCGAUUAAAUGGUGAAUUGUGGGCAGGAUUUGAUUUGAUGACACUGGCGUAUGGAGCGUUUGGAAAAUCUGUGGAUUGAGAAAACAAAUCACACUGUGGUUAGCGUGUGGCAAUUAGCUGAUAGCUGUUAGCUAUUUUAAUUAGCUGAUAGUUGUUAACUGAUUCAAUUAGUUAGUUUGACUAGCUGAUUCGAUUAGGUGCCUGUAUUAAAAUGUUUGAUAAAACAACUGUUUGAUCUUAGUUGUUUGAUUCUAUUUUAUUUUUUUUUAAUAUAUUCGAUUGUAUUCUUUUCA
This is a messenger RNA of Andrographis paniculata, 1987 nucleotides long. Its product is annotated as cytochrome P450 94C1. The coding region runs from base 64 to 1596 and encodes 510 amino acids. The record is from RefSeq and is a predicted model, not a curated record. Gene Ontology annotation, molecular function: monooxygenase activity; iron ion binding; oxidoreductase activity, acting on paired donors, with incorporation or reduction of molecular oxygen. The transcript has a single exon. Lineage: Eukaryota; Viridiplantae; Streptophyta; Magnoliopsida; Lamiales; Acanthaceae.